AUGGCUUUCUACCAUGCGCUUGAAGAGCGUGUACGAUCGCUGAUCAACGAAGGACGUCAUGUCAUUGUUGUUGGGGAUAUGAAUGUUGUGGCAAGUCCACGCGAUCACUGCGAAAGUGCAAGGGUGCCAGCGGCCGAAUUUUCGGCCCAUCCUGCCAGACAAUGGUUCCAGGCGAUCCUGGCUCCUCAAGGUCCUCUUAUGGACAUGACACGCCACUUUUUUCCGGAGCGAGAUCGUAUGUAUACGUGUUGGAACACGUUGAUCGAUGCGAGAGCAUCAAACUAUGGGACACGACUUGACUACACCUUGGUGACACAGGGACUCGAGCCGUGGAUCCAGCAUGCAGAUAUUCAGCCUCAAGUCCAUGGCUCGGAUCACUGUCCGAUCUAUCUAGACUUGAGAGACUCAGUUGAAACAAGCACAGGUCGCACCUAUCUCGUCGACCUUUUGCAUGGCGAAAAAGACGGUAUGGCCGCGCCACAUCCGUUGCCCCGCCUCGCCACAUCUCGCUGGGACGCCUACUCGACCAAAACCCAGCCACGUUUGGCCGAGAUGUUUGGCGCCCAGCGUCAGCGCCAAGCGGAACUGAUCAUACCACAAGCAGGACAACAAGAACAUAAACUGAAUCAGGUGACUACAUGCACACCUGAGACAAUACCAAAAAGUGAGCUGCCUCAUGAACCUGCGCAUGGAGCUGCUUUUCAUCCUGCCUCCUUGGCGCAAUCUGUUGGUGCAAAGACGUGUGCUGCGAGUGGCACGCGUAGCUCAAAGCGAGUGAAAAAAAAUCAUGCACAAGCGACGCUUACUUCAUUUGUGACCAAGCACGUCUCCGAUCCACCUGUCACUCGACCCUCAAAGACAUUGCUCAGUACCACAACCAACAACACGAAACGCCAAGAUACUGCCGCUCAGUGGUCGUCAUUGUUCACACCCCACCCUGCACCCAUACAUUAA
Molecule: messenger RNA, 954 nt
Organism: Malassezia globosa CBS 7966
Lineage: Eukaryota; Fungi; Basidiomycota; Malasseziomycetes; Malasseziales; Malasseziaceae
Exons: 2
Coding region: 1-954 (317 amino acids)
Biological process (GO): base-excision repair
Cellular component (GO): nucleus
Molecular function (GO): phosphoric diester hydrolase activity; DNA-(apurinic or apyrimidinic site) endonuclease activity; double-stranded DNA 3'-5' DNA exonuclease activity
Source: RefSeq, a predicted model, not a curated record